Messenger RNA from Papilio polytes (common Mormon), 858 nucleotides. RefSeq names its product rho guanine nucleotide exchange factor 12-like. Gene Ontology annotation, cellular component: cytoplasm. The transcript is spliced from 6 exons. Gene Ontology annotation, biological process: G protein-coupled receptor signaling pathway. Lineage: Eukaryota; Metazoa; Arthropoda; Insecta; Lepidoptera; Papilionidae. The record is from RefSeq and is a predicted model, not a curated record. The coding region runs from base 266 to 829 and encodes 187 amino acids. Gene Ontology annotation, molecular function: G protein-coupled receptor binding; guanyl-nucleotide exchange factor activity.
GCAAAAUGGCCGAUACUCGUUGGACAGCGACAGACGUCCCGUGAAAUAUGCGUAAUGUUGAGCGGUCAUCGUUGUAAAUAAACAUUAAAGUGGCAGUGUCGUAAUCAUAGCUGUGAUCAGUGGCAGUGCAUGGUGUCUUCACACAAGUGUCAUUUCCAUGAUAAAACUAAUACAGUGAAAAGUUGUGUUGGUGUUUUGUGCAUUGUUUUUAAGAAAAACUUCGCCCUGACUUCAGUUUUGGAUUUAUGUUUACUUGAACUCGGUGAUGCUGGGCGUGUCGGGGCCUGGGCCAGGCGGAGGGGGAGGGGGUGGGGGAGAGCCCGGCGCGGGGGAGCUGCUCACUGUCACCGUGGUGCGCGACGAGCACGGCUACGGCAUGAAGGUCUCCGGUGACAACCCUGUGUACGUACAGUCUGUGAAGGAGCAUGGAGCGGCGUGGCGAGCUGGCCUCCGCGCUGGUGACCGCAUACUUUGCGUGGAUGCUGUCCACGUGUACCAACACACACAUCAGCAGGUCGUUCACAUGAUACGAGCAAAACCGACAAUAGCGUUGACUGUACAACAGAAUAGCUCGCGGAACAAGACGCCCAUCACUGCGCCACUACCCGUCAAUCCGGAGAACCAGCGGCAGUUGGAAGAGUCGAAGGUGCUGACGAUGAGGCUCAUGUUGCAGAAAGAGCAGAAAUACAUCAGGGAGUUGCGCAAUGAGGUGCAGAAGGUGCCCGACGUGAGGAAGCAGACGCUGCUGGAGGCGGCCGUGCAGCGCUGCUCCAAGCUGCAGCACGAAAUAGACGCGGUGAUGGCCGCGCAGGUAAAUACUACCUUAUGACAUAUGCGAUAGAGUUUAUUAUACCUUAG